GGGACCUCCGAGCCAUGGCCCCGCCGCUGCUGCUGCCGCUGCUGCCGCUGCUGCUGCUGCCGCUGCCGGCCCGCGGCUCCAGGGCCGGGCUGGAGGAGCUGCCCCACGUGGAGCGGUACGAGACGGUGCUGCCGCGGGAGCUGCCUGUGCCCCGGGGGAAGAGGGACCUCUCCGCGCCUCCGAGCACCUACCCAAGCCAUGUCUUCUACAGCGUCCGUGCUGAAGGCAGGGAGCACCUCCUGUGGCUGGAGAAGAACAGGGCCCUGCUGGGGCAGCACUACACCGAGACUCACUACUCCGCCGACGGCUCGGAGAUCACGGAGCAGCCGGACACACAGGAUCACUGCUUCUACCAGGGACACGUGCGGGGACAGCCCGACUCGGCAGCGAGCAUCAGCACCUGCGGCGGGCUCAGUGGGUUUUUCCGGGUGAACGAGACCACCUUCCUGCUGGAGCCGCUGGAGGGGGCCGUGGCCGGCCGGCACGCCGUGUACCGAGCUGCUCACCUGCGGGGCAAACGCGGCACCUGCCGGGAGCCCGGGGCCACGCUGCAGUACGACCGCGAGCCCAAAAUCCCCGCGGCCAUGAAGCUCUACCGCUGGAAAUCAGGCCCGGUACAGAAAGGUCCCCGGUACGUGGAGCUGGUGCUGGUGGCAGACAACCAGGAGUUCAGGAAGCACAAGGAUCUCCGCACGGUGCAGAACCGCAUGAAGGAAAUCGUGAACCACGUGGACAAGCUGUACCAGCCCCUCCGCCUGCGGGUGGCCCUGAUCGGCCUGGAGGUGUGGAACCACAGGGACAAAAUCACAGUCAGCCCCAACCCCGAGGUGACCCUGGACAACUUCCUGCACUGGCGGGAGUCGGAGCUGCUGCGCAAGAAGCCCCACGACAACGCCCAGCUGAUCACGGGCGUUGACUUCCACGGCAACACCGUGGGGCUGGCCAAGAAGCUGGUGAUGUGCACCCGGGACUCGGGCGGUGUCAACCAGGACCACAGCACGAACCCCAUCGGAGCUGCGUCCACCAUGGCUCACGAGAUGGGGCACAACCUGGGCAUGUCCCACGACGAGGACGUCGCCGGCUGCCGCUGCCCCGUCCCCAAAGCUGACGGGGGCUGUGUCAUGGCAGGCAGCGUGGGGCUGGUGUACCCCAAGCUCUUCAGCCGGUGCAGCGAGCAGGACAUGUGGCAGUUCCUGGGGGACCCCCGCACCAGCUGCCUGCUGAACGCGCCGCGGGCGGACGAGCUCUACGGGGGACCGGUGUGCGGGAACCAGUUCGUGGAGCGGGGAGAGCAGUGCGACUGCGGCACGCCCCAGGAGUGCUCGGACCGCUGCUGCAAUGCCACCACGUGCCAGCUGAGAGAAGGAGCCGAGUGUGCCCGAGGGGAAUGCUGCCAGGACUGCAAGAUGAAGGCUGCAGGUACUCUAUGCCGGGCCAGCAAGAACGACUGCGACCUCGCCGAGCACUGCAGCGGCCUCAGCGCCGAGUGCCCCGAGGAUGUGUUCCAGGAGAACGGCAUCUCCUGCCAGCACGGCAGCGGCUACUGCUACAACGGGGCCUGCCCUUCGCACGGCGAGCAGUGCCGGGCGCUCUGGGGCGCAGAGGCGCAGGUGGCUCCUGACGUCUGCUUCAAGCACAACAGCGAGCAGCACGUUCACCUGCACUGCCUCACCGAGUACGGCAAGCAGCCCUGCAGCCCCAAGGAUGUCAAGUGCGGCACGCUGCUGUGCCUGAGCGACAACACCCAGCCCAUCCUGGGCACCGGCUACUACUCCUUCGGCUACUACUUCGGCCGCUUCAAGUGCAAGGCGGUGAUCGCGGGCAGCGACGCCGGCGAGGCGGCCGAGCUGCGGCUGGUGCCCACCGGCGCCAAGUGCGGCGAGGAGAUGGUCUGCUACGCCGGGCGCUGCCAGAACCUCCUGGUCUACGGCGACAAGAACUGCUCGGCCAAGUGCAACAACCACGGGGUGUGCAACCACCGGCGCGAAUGUCACUGCGACCCGGGCUGGGCAGCGCCCUACUGCGAGCAGGAGAUUUCGGGGAUAGCCGCAGGGAGCGGCAGCGCGGUGCUGGCGGCCGGGCUGGCCGUGCUGGCCCUGGCCGGCGUGGGGCUGGCCAGCGGCGUGGUGCUCCUGAGAGCCAGGGUGGCGCGGCGCUCCCACAAAGGGAGCUCCAGCGGGACUCCCUCCGGCCUCGCCAACCCGCUGUUCCAGGAGGGCGGCCGGGCGCGGCCGGGUCGCCGCCAGCUGUCCCGCAGGGACAUCGGCCAGCCCAGCCUGCUUAGCAGCACGGCGGCCCCGCGGGCGGCCCGGGCACACAGCCCCGUGCUGGCCCCGCAGCCACCCGCACCCGGCCCGAUAGGGUCACCUCGGUCCCCUCCGGGAUGGUCCCCGCAGGCGAAGCCGAAGCCGCCCAGCAAACCUCUGCCAGCGCUGAAGAGCAAAGUGCCGAGCCACGGCGAGGGGCCACCGGCACCGUCCCUCCCGCCGAGCCCCUUCCAGCGGUGUCCUCCGCCGAAGGUAGCCCUGAAGCCGCCCCCAGGCAGGAGGUGACCAAGGAUGCUCCAUCCGCCACCGCGGCCGGCCGAGGAGCGGCACAGCUGGGCGGGUGGCACCGCUGGGCGGGUGGCACCGCUGGGGAGCCAUGGUCUCGCUGCCACCCUUACUUGAAUUGCCGGCCGGACCCUCGGGCCCUGCCCGGGGUGGGCACCAGUGUUUACAGAUCCUCGAGUUGUGCCUUAAUGGACUCGGCAGCCCCACGGGUGUCCCAGGAGGAGCCGCCAGCCGGGGCUUCCCAAGGAAACCAGGAGCGGGGACAAUGCCAGCUCCGGUUUGGAGGACCAACCCACGUUGGCCCAGGCUCUCCAGCGCCCUGGGAGCUGCUGCCUUCUCUCCCGACGUCCUGAAUGUGUCCCGUCCUCCUGCCCUUCCCUGCCGGGGCUGCGGUGAGGAGCUCCUGGCAUCACGGGGCAGGAAGAGCACUGCUCCGUGGGGACCUGCCCCGGCUGGGGACAUCACACGCGGGGAUGUCACCUGGGGCUGUGGAAGGUCCAAGCUGGGCUUGGCCUCCCCACGGGGCUUUUACCUCUGGAGUUACUCCUUGAGUGUUCAAAAGGGAAUUCCCUGGGAGCCUUUUUACUGCAGCCAUUUAUUUAUGACCCUAAUGUGACCAUUUUGAGCCACUUGCUGUAAAACCAGGCCUCCCAUUUUUGAUAUGAUUUAGGUUCAAGGCUUUUAUACCAAUAAAGACUGAACAAAGA
Molecule: messenger RNA, 3259 nt
Organism: Serinus canaria (Common canary)
Lineage: Eukaryota; Metazoa; Chordata; Aves; Passeriformes; Fringillidae
Gene: ADAM8
Product: ADAM metallopeptidase domain 8
Exons: 21
Coding region: 15-2552 (845 amino acids)
Biological process (GO): positive regulation of membrane protein ectodomain proteolysis; inflammatory response; proteolysis
Molecular function (GO): metalloendopeptidase activity; cell adhesion molecule binding
Source: RefSeq, a predicted model, not a curated record